UCUGGCCUGUCACCAGCUCUCAGGUCACUGCUCCCGGGGCCCCGCCUCUUCCAGCUUCUGUUUCUGGGGGCUGCUCCCCACCGACUGCUAGCUCCGGUGCCUGUGUCUGCCUUUGCUCGGGGCUUUCCCAGUUAGCAGCAAGAUGCUGCCGAUCCGAUCUGAGUGUCCUGGCUGUAAGAGCGGCCAGCCGUGAAACUGACAAGACUCUGGGCUGAUUUCAUUGGGGAAAGGAGUUGUCUGUGCCCUGUGUGGCGUUGGUUGUGUAUAGGGUUAGACGUCACUGCAAUAACUUCCACUUAAUCCCCACGUGGAGGUGUGUUUGCACAGCCGUAAGGGCUAAAAACGCUUUUAAUUAAAGCUUGGUUUCUUCAGAAGUUCAUGGCAUUUGCUUGGGGAAGCUUCUUGCUUUACCGUGGCUUGGUGGAUUUUUCAGAUUGUGUGUGCACAUCCAUGUUAUUUGAGUCCCACUUACUGGUAAAAUAUAGGUAUACACUUAAAAUUACAAUCUAAUUUUAAAACAGCGAAUUGGGGAAAGCAGUUUUUAAUUUGCUUGGCUUCUGAACCCUGAGUUCUGGAUUUUGUUUUUCAUUGUAAUAGUUCAUGGAUUCAGAAAUGCAUUUUUAAAAAAUUAGGGAAGAUAGGUAGGCCUGAUAGAUAAGAUAGUUUAGGCAAAUUACCUUUUCCCACAGCCCUUCCUUUUUCCUAAUUUCUCUGGCAGACUGGACCUCCCCAUAAGUCAUAAAAUGAGUUAUGCAUCCUAAUUUAUACCCAGCUGACUGACUGAGAAGCUGAUGAAGAAUUUGAUGAACUUUGCUUUGAGUUUGGUCUGGAGCUAGAUGAAAUUAAUAGACUUCAGACAUUACUGAUGGGAUACUGAUUUACAGCCAAAAUGGAAGAAAUAAUUAGACAUCUGAGAAGGACAUAAUAAGCAAAGAACAAGGUGAUGGAAAGGCGGAGGGUGCAUCAGAUAUCAUUCUCUAUAAAAUCGACGUUCCUGCUAACCGAUAUGAUCUUCUUUGUCUGGAAGGAUUGGUCCGAGGGCUUCAGGUCUUUAAAGAAAGGAUAAAGGCCCCUAGAUACAAAAGGAUUAUGCCAGUGAAUGUUGAUGUUCAAAGGCUGAUUAUUACUGAAGAGACUGCUCAAGUUCGUCCUCAUGCUGUAGCUGCAGUCCUUCGUAACAUAACUUUUUCCAAGGAUCGCUAUGAUAGUUUCAUUGACUUGCAAGAAAAACUACAUCAGAACAUCUGCAGGAAAAGAGCGUUAGUAGCGAUUGGUACCCAUGAUCUGGACACCAUCUCUGGUCCAUUUACUUAUACAGCUAGACCUCCUUCAGAAAUUAGAUUCAAGCCCCUGAAUCAGUCCAAGGAGUAUACUGCUUCUGAAAUUAUGGAUCUAUAUAGGACUGACAGCCAACUUAAGCAUUAUUUACACAUAAUUGAAAACAAACCACUCUAUCCAGUUAUCUGUGAUAGCAACGGUGUCGUUCUUUCCAUGCCACCAAUUAUCAAUGGAGACCAUACAAAAAUAAGCCUAAGUACCAGAAAUGUGUUUGUUGAGUGCACAGCCACUGAUAUUACAAAGGCAAAAAUUGUCCUCGAUAUCUUAGUCACGAUGUUUAGUGAAUAUUGUGAGAAGCAGUUCACGGUUGAAGCAGCAGAAGUAACUUAUUUUAAUGGAAAAACCUGCAUCUAUCCAGAACUGGCUUACAGAAGAGAAAAAGUGAAAUCUGAUUUAAUUAACAAGAAAAUUGGAAUCAGUGAAACGCCAUCAAGUCUUGCAAAGUUGCUGACCAGGAUGUGUUUGAAGUCACAUGUCACAGGGAAUGGGAACAAUAUAGAAAUUGAAAUCCCUCCUACCAGAGCAGACAUUAUCCAUGCAUGUGAUAUCAUAGAAGAUGCAGCAAUAGCUUAUGGUUAUAACAACAUUCAGAUGACUAUUCCAAAAACAUACACCAUAGCCAAUCAAUUUCCUCUCAAUAAGCUCACAGAACUUCUGAGACAGGACUUGGCAGCUGCUGGAUUCACUGAAGCACUCACUUUUGCACUGUGUUCCCAAGAAGAUAUUGCUGAUAAACUUAGUGUGGACAUCUCUUCAACAAAAGCAGUACACAUAGCUAAUCCCAAAACAGCAGAAUUUCAGGUGGCACGCACCAGCCUCUUACCUGGCCUCCUGAAGACUAUUGCUGCUAAUAGAAAGAUGCCUUUGCCUCUGAAACUUUUUGAAAUCUCCGACGUUGUCGUAAAAGAUUCCACCAAAGAUGUAGGUGCAAGGAACCAGAGGAAUCUUUGUGCCAUUUACUACAACAAGAACCCCGGGUUUGAGGUCAUCCAUGGGUUGCUGGAUAGAGUCAUGCAGCUGCUGGCUGUGCCACCAAGCAAAGAGAGUGGAUAUCUAAUCAAGGCAGCUGAAGAUUUCUGUUUGCUGAUAAUUCCAAGUAUGUCCAGGAUUCUGCAGUCCCUGGGCUUAUGUUCUCUUUUCAAGGACUUCCAAGACUCUGCUUUCUUCCCUGGCCGUUGUGCUGAAAUCCUUGCCAAAGGUCAAAGUAUUGGGAAGCUUGGAGUCCUUCACCCUGAUGUUAUCACCAAAUUUGAGCUCACCAUGCCAUGCGCUGCCCUAGAGAUCAAUAUUGAGCCCUUCUUGUGAAGACAAGACUAUUAUAUCACCUCCAAAUAUCCACUUUACAUGCAACCAUGCCCUCUGCACAGAACAUCCACUUACACUUCAAUGUGCUAAUAAACUAGAAAAACACGGUCUGGCUCCAUGUGUAAAUAUGUUCCUUACAUUACAAUUAGGCUAGCAUCUGCAACGUAAGAAUGUGGUAUCUAGGGCUAGAAUGUGGCAUCCAUGUGUUUAGUCCCCCACCCCCUAAAAAAGUUGGGUAAAAUCCCAAGGUCUUACAAGAGAAAUGUAAUGGCCAAGCACAUGAUUAGUUUUCAAAAUCAAAAAUGUUCCACAGACAGAGCUUCACACUGUAACUGAUUAUGGCUGCAUAACAGGAAUCUCAUUCUUUUCUUAUUGCAUGAAAUAAGAUAAUUGAUUAGCACAAAUGUUGAACGAAUGUGAGCAGAACUAAGGAAUUGAGCUUUUAUUCUGUACGGCUGUCAUUUGCUCAUCAGUGGUCGGGGGAGGAAAAUAAACUUUUUCAUGAAAA
This is a messenger RNA of Dermochelys coriacea (leatherback sea turtle), 3151 nucleotides long. RefSeq names its product phenylalanyl-tRNA synthetase subunit beta (gene FARSB). Gene Ontology annotation, cellular component: phenylalanine-tRNA ligase complex; cytoplasm. NCBI's taxonomy places the organism in Eukaryota, Metazoa, Chordata, Testudines, Dermochelyidae. Bases 1090 to 2643 code for a protein of 517 amino acids. Gene Ontology annotation, molecular function: RNA binding; ATP binding; phenylalanine-tRNA ligase activity. The transcript has 19 exons. The record is from RefSeq and is a predicted model, not a curated record. Gene Ontology annotation, biological process: phenylalanyl-tRNA aminoacylation.